AUGCUUGAACAUUUAAUGCAUGUUAAUACUUGGUUUCCUAAAUAUGAAGUUGAUCUUGCUGAACAAACACAUUUCAAUGUUUUUGGUGAAAAACCAAAUAUUACAACAUCAUUUAUUAAACACGAAAAAACUGAACCACCAAAACAACAAGAACAGGCAAGUUUAAGUAAACAAAUUCAUGAUGUUAGAAAAAUUAUUAACCAAACUAAUCCAACAACAAUAACAUCUAAUGAAAUGAAUAUGAAUACUGAACAACGUCUAGCAAAUAUUGAAACAACACAUAAAAAUAUUUUACAAAUGCUCGAUGAUCUUAAACGACGUGUUGAACAACUUGAAUUAAACAAACAAACGAUUUGUGCGAAACCAGUUGAAUCAAAAAAACCUGCAGCUGCUGCUGAUGAUGAUCUUGAUUUAUUUGGUUCUGAUGAUGAAGAACAAAGUGAAGAAACAAAAAAACGUUUAGCUGAAUAUGCAGCAAAAAAAUCAAAGAAGGAACAAGUUAUUGCCAAAAGUACAAUUGUACUAGAUGUUAAACCUUGGGAUGAUGAAACUGAUCUUGGUGCUAUGGAAAAAGUAGUAAGAUCAAUUGAAGCUGAUGGUCUUGUUUGGGGACAAUCUAAAUUAUUACCAGUUGCUUUUGGUGUUAAAAAAUUACAAAUUGGUUGUGUUGUUGAAGAUGAUAAAAUUGGAACCGAUUUUCUUGAAGAAAAAAUUUGUGCAUUCGAAGAUUUUGUUCAAUCAGUUGAUAUUGUUGCAUUCAACAAAAUCUAA
This is a messenger RNA of Rotaria sordida, 771 nucleotides long. The record is from the annotation of a GenBank genome assembly. NCBI's taxonomy places the organism in Eukaryota, Metazoa, Rotifera, Eurotatoria, Philodinida, Philodinidae.